This is a messenger RNA of Lactuca sativa (garden lettuce), 991 nucleotides long. RefSeq names its product putative WRKY transcription factor 60. Gene Ontology annotation, biological process: regulation of DNA-templated transcription. The record is from RefSeq and is a predicted model, not a curated record. Lineage: Eukaryota; Viridiplantae; Streptophyta; Magnoliopsida; Asterales; Asteraceae. Gene Ontology annotation, molecular function: DNA-binding transcription factor activity; sequence-specific DNA binding.
UGAGAAAUAAUUAAAAAACAAAAAAAGACCUUGACUUCAUAACAAUCCUUCUAUAAGAAAUCCAAUCCUUCUUGUGUUCUUUCAUUGGAGUGACCAAAAUAGGACUAGAUUAACAACAAUGGAUGAGACUUUUCUUGGCAUAGAUCUUAACGUCAGUCCCUACUACAAAACGGAUGAUACCCCACAGAUGAAUGAUGAUAUGCCUGAGGAACUAAACCAGAUGCGCUUAAAGAACAAGAAGCUAAGGGAGAUGAUAACAGUUGUGUUGGAGAACAGCAAUUCCCUCCAAAAUCAUGUUAACAAAUUAAUGCAAGAACACGAUUUAGUUGCCUCUAAUACAAACAAAAGGAAGUUUAGUGAGUGUGACGAUCGCAACUCCUUUGAGAGCAGGAAGAGUCUUCAUCAAGAGUCGUUGAAAAGUAGAAACGACGGCGUGACAAAAGUUUAUAGACGUACAGAUCCAUCUGAUAAAAGCAUGAUAAUAAAAGAUGGUUAUCAAUGGAGAAAAUACGGGCAGAAGGUUACCAGAGAUAACCCUUGUCCUCGAGCUUACUACAAGUGCUCCUUCGCACCAUCCUGCCCAGUCAAAAAGAAGGUACAAAGAAGCGUGGAUGAUGAAGGUCUUCUAGUCGCCAUUUAUGAUGGAGAGCACAACCACGAAAACGUAGAGAGUGAACACAAGCUAGCUAGUUACGAAAGAUUCAAAUCUCCAAAGGAGGUGGGGAGCUUUGAUGCGAUCUUUGUUGAACAGAUGGCUAAUUCCUUACGAAAAAACUCUGAUUUCAUUGAAGAGCUCGCUGUAGCCAUCUCUUCGAAGAUUUUACAACACGAUGUGUUUUAAGCAUGCCGAUAUCCAUACGAACACCUUCUAGAAAAAUGUCCCGUAUAUACAACUGUACUAAUAUAUUUUAAAGGAUAUUCAUGGAUUUCUACGACUUUUUCUUAGAGAACAUAACCCAAUAAUAUCAUGUGAUAACUAUAUUCUUGGUCA